AUGCCGUUGCCGAUGCCACUGCUGUUCCUGCCGCCGCUGCCGUUGCCGUCACCGAUGCCGCUGCCACUGCUGUUCCUGUCGCCGAUGCCGUUGUCCCUGCCGUUCCUGUCGCCGCUGCCGUUGCCACCGAUGCUGUCGUCGCCACCGCCGCUGCCACUUCGUUGCUGCUGGAGCCGAAGCCGCCGCUGCAUCUCCCCAGGCCGCGGUGCGCACGCCCGGCCGGUCUUCACCCGCGUCCCCUCCGCUCCCCGCAGCCGAAACGAAGAUUUGGAGGAGAUCGCUUCCAGUGACCUGAAGUACCUGAUGUUGCCAGCGUUUCAGGGAGCGCUCGCCAUGAAGCAAGUGAACCCCAGCAAGCGUCUGGAUCAUCUGCAGCGGGCGCGAGAACACUUUUUAAAGUACUUAACUCAGUGCCAGCACUAUCGCGUGGCGGAGUUUGAGCUGCCCAAACCCAAGGACGAGUCCGCUGGAAGUAACACUGCCGAAAGUAACACUGCCGAAAGUUCCUCCGUGGCCUAUCCUAACCUCUUUGCUAUGGCAGCUCAGAGACAGGCUAAAAUAGAGAGGUACAAGCAGAGGAAGGAGGUGGAGCGGAGGCUGGCCGCCCAGAAGGCCGCCGUGGAAAGCGGCCAGGCAGACGACGACCAAAUGCGUGAGUACUACCUGCUUCUCCUGCGAAGGUGGGUCGGUGUCAGCCUAGAGGAGAUCGAGAGCAUCGACCAAGAGAUGAAGAUCCUGCGCGAGAAGGACUCGCCAAGGGAGGCAGUACCUUCUUCCUCAUCUCGUCAGGACAGGCCUCCAAUGAAAUCCUUCAUUCUCACUCGGAAUGCGGCCCAAGCCAAAGUAUUUGGAGCUGGCUAUCCAAGUCUGGCGACCAUGACGGUGCAUGACUGGUACGAUCAGCAUCAGAAAGUUGGCGUGUUACCAGAUCAGGGGAUAGCCAAGACAUCGGCAGAGGUCAGAAAAGCAGCUCGGCGACAGGAAGAGCCGGACAUCAAGGAGGACGAGGAGGACGAGGAAACACUCCAGCGGGCUCGGGAGUGGGAUGACUGGAAGGACACCCACCCCAGGGGUUAUGGCAACCGGCAGAACAUGGGUUAGCCCCCCGGGAGACGGGGCCGCGGGGCAGCCUUCCCCCACCCGGGCUUCCGCCUCGGCGCCCCGCAUCUGCCCCGCGUUCAAUAAAGUGUUGAGCAAUUGCA
Molecule: messenger RNA, 1202 nt
Organism: Pteropus alecto (black flying fox)
Lineage: Eukaryota; Metazoa; Chordata; Mammalia; Chiroptera; Pteropodidae
Gene: IGBP1
Product: immunoglobulin binding protein 1
Exons: 6
Coding region: 1-1101 (366 amino acids)
Biological process (GO): regulation of signal transduction; regulation of dephosphorylation
Cellular component (GO): cytosol
Molecular function (GO): protein phosphatase 2A binding
Source: RefSeq, a predicted model, not a curated record